Echinococcus granulosus is the source of this 900-nucleotide messenger RNA. RefSeq lists its product as hypothetical. The coding region runs from base 1 to 900 and encodes 299 amino acids. The transcript has 3 exons. Lineage: Eukaryota; Metazoa; Platyhelminthes; Cestoda; Cyclophyllidea; Taeniidae. The record is from RefSeq and is a predicted model, not a curated record.
AUGGUUGACGAGUCCGUGAGAUGUGACCAUGCUAAUUCCACGUUUCAUCAUAUUCACUUUUUCGACUUCUACACCACCACCACCUUUAUUUGUCCCAUUCUUUUGUCGGAUAAAUUAGUAAAUAACACAUUCACGAAUUGUAAAACCCCAUCUCGAAUGCUCCUCUUCGCUUAUUUCCCAACUGCCCAAUUAGAUGGAGGUGUUAUCAGUUUGUCGACUGAUAAGAAUGUUCAUUCAAACACACACGUAUGUAAGAAAGGCGACGAUGAUGACGCUGGCUUUAAGAAGCCACCAAAAAUUCUGUGUUCCUGGUGUACAGCAAACAUAGUGGCGUCGGAAACGGCGUCCGUCGCUUGCGGUGACUUUGCUUUCACUCCACUGGCGUCAGUCUCGGCUUUGCACGCGAACUUAACCGCAGCCACCACCACCGCAACCACCACACAAACACAGAAUCACACAGGAUUUAUCGUCUGUCCCAGGUGGAUGGGAAUACACACGAACUCCAAUACACUUGUUAGGGGAUGUGUGGUAAAGAAAGCGGAGAACACGACGAAUGCGAAGACGACAACACCUAACCAGGAGACGCACGCAAACCUGUGGGAGAGUGCGCGAGGACAAAUCUUCACCUGCUCAGAAUUGGGGAGGCGGAAUAGGAGGAGGAGGAGGAGGAGGAGGGAGAGGCACGCACCCUUCCCUCCAUCUCCCCAGUGGCACAUUGAUGGGGGAUGUGCUCCCGCCCACUCUCCACGUGCCAUGGCAAAUCUGGGCGGAUGCAGUCGGUCGCCAGAAGACUGGCUGGAGGAGGGCAUCCUGUUUUGCAUAGUGAAUUCACAGAUUGCCCAAGGUUCAUGUGAGGAGCGGUGCUUUUCUCCACCGUGGAAAUCGGUGACAUCCGCUUAG